CUUUUAGUUCGUGGCACAGUUUCAACGUUGUUAAAGGAUGUCUUAAGAAGAAAUCAAUUUACUUUAAUCGAUAAUAAUAAUUUGAUUAUUAUCACGACCUCACAAUCAAAAAAUUAUUCAAUACAAAUUACAAAUUACAAAUAUUUAUAGUAAUUUGCACGAUUUUAAAGGCAAGAAUAGAGCUGUUUGUAUAUAAUACUUGUGAAUACAUGUGCAAUUGAUUUCGCAUAGUAUAAUUGUAGCAAGAGCAAGACCAAUCUGAUCAAAAUCCGAGAUCUUCCUGGGGAAUGAUUGGACUUGCGGGGUUGGAUCCGUUAGCUUCCCACUGCCACUGAUUUGUGGAGUGGUACUGAGCCCCAGGACCACGACAAGGUGGAUCCAUCCUGGGGAAUUGUUGGAGAGGCAGAUGCAUACAUACUUAUGAAUAUACUUUAAUAAAAUGGCAGUGGGCAUGCGUCUUACGAUUCUUGACAGUUUUUAAUCAUUGUUUAAAGGUUUGUCAAAUUGGUUUUUGUUCGAUACGUCUAUUAAAGUUUCUUAGAAAGUUCAUAGCACAAUGUCCUUAAUUGGAUUUACACCGAAAAUCGAAAAUUCUACUGAAUACCCUCCGGUUUUACAUAAUAAGGUUAUUGAUCUUGAAAACGGAGAAAGAGACAUAUGUCCUUCGUUGAUAGAAUUGGCUGCUAGAACUAUAGUUCUGAAUAAAAUCAAUGUCGAACCUGGUGACUUACCUUCCAAUCUCGUCAAUUAUAUUGAAAACGGACACAAAUGCAUCAUUCCUGAUUGUAAUCGUCUUACACCGAAGGAAAAUUGUUCUGAAUACCCACGUGUAAUCCACAGUAAAGUUACUGAUCUUGAAAAUGGAGAGAAAAACAAAUGUCCCUCGUUGAUGGAAUUGGCUGCCAAAACACUGGUUCUUAAUAAAAUCAAACUGGACCCUGAUAAAAUACCUUCGCGCUACGUCAGUUAUGUUGAAAACGGACACAAAUGCAUCAUGCCUGAUUGUAACAAGGUAUAUUUCGUCCAGGAGCAGUCACGGUUUAGGGAAUAUUCUGUGGUUAUGUUUAUAUGUGCCGCCUGCGAGGAGAAAUACGCAGAAAUUACUUCUGCUUAUUAGCUGCAAAUCCUUUUCUAUGUGAAUCAAAACUAUUAAAGUAAAAAAAAUGUUUUUAUUGCAGCUUAAAGAAAUUUUUAGUAUUAAAUUUUGUAAUUUUGGUUCGGAGUUAAAAAUUACUUAAUAAAUUAAUAAAUU
Messenger RNA from Aethina tumida (small hive beetle), 1252 nucleotides. RefSeq lists its product as uncharacterized. The coding region runs from base 557 to 1117 and encodes 186 amino acids. The record is from RefSeq and is a predicted model, not a curated record. Lineage: Eukaryota; Metazoa; Arthropoda; Insecta; Coleoptera; Nitidulidae. The transcript has 3 exons.